Molecule: messenger RNA, 336 nt
Organism: Cooperia oncophora
Lineage: Eukaryota; Metazoa; Nematoda; Chromadorea; Rhabditida; Trichostrongylidae
Source: the annotation of a GenBank genome assembly
UUGCUGCGACGCACACCACCGUUGGCGCGGCUACUUGUUGCAUCAUGCCAAACCGAUAGCAAUCCUCCUGACUUUCCCUCGAAGUCCAAAAAACAGAGGCUAUUCAAGAUAGCUCGGCCGUCGAAAAGAUCUAGAACCUAUGAGAAUGACAAAAUAGACAAACUACGCGCUAUGGCCGAAUUUGGACUACGGGAAGAAGACCUUCGUGACUUACCCACAGAACCAGUACCGGUGAAGCCUACUUCGUAUGCUACUCAUCAAAGUCGGCACCUGUAUGCUUUGACGGACGUUUAUCACAAGGCUAUCCAGGUGAAGUGUCCCGUGAAUGCUUCCUAG